CAGGAUAUAGCUUUUCUCCAUCACCUGGGGAUCAGGUUUGUUCUUGUGCCAGGGACCCAUGUGCAAAUUGAUGAACUUUUAGCUGAGAGAGUUGUUACUUGUUGCAGGAAAGAAGCCAAAGUUUGUUGGUCCGUACAGGGUGACUGACUCAGACUCUCUAACAGCUGCGAAGGAAGCGGCUGGGGCGAUAUCUGUGAUGAUAGAGGCAAAGCUUUCUCCAGGACCCUCCAUAUGCAAUAUUCGUCGACAUGGUGACAGUAGUCGAUUGCAUGAAGUUGGUGUCAGUGUAGAGAGUGGUAACUUUCUUGCAGCCAAGAGAAGAGGAGUCGUUGCAGGCGUUGAUUAUGGGGCAACAGGCGAAGUCAAGAAAGUUGAUGUUUCUCGCAUGCGUAAGAGGCUCAAUGAUGAUUGUAUUGUGAUUUUGAGCAACCUGGGUUAUUCCAGCUCUGGAGAAGUUUUAAAUUGCAACACAUAUGAAGUUGCAACAGCUUGUGCCUUGGCUAUCGAAGCAGAUAAACUUAUCUGCAUAAUAGAUGGCCCAAUUCUUGAUGAGAGUGGACGCCUUAUUCGCUUCUUGACUCUUGAAGAAGCAGACAUGUUGAUUCGUAGGCGUGCUAAGCAAAGUGAGAUAGCAGCUAGUUAUGUGAAAGCUGUUGAUGAAGAAAAUUUGUCUUUGCUUGGACAUGAUGAUCCUAAUGCUACUAAACAGAAUGGAAAUGCUCUCAAAGGAAAGUACACCACAACGUUUCACAAUGGUGUUGGCUUUGACAAUGGGAAUGGCUUGUGGUCGGGUGAACAAGGUUUUGCUAUUGGAGGUCAUGAGCGGCAAAGUCGAUUAAAUGGUUACCUUUCCGAAUUGGCUGCUGCAGCCUUUGUUUGCAGGGGAGGUGUUCAAAGAGUUCAUCUGUUAGAUGGCACUAAAGGGGGAGUUUUAUUGUUGGAAUUGUUUAAAAGAGAUGGAAUGGGGACUAUGGUGGCUAGUGACCUUUAUGAAGGAACCCGGAUGGCGAGGGUAUCAGACCUCUCUGGAAUAAGACAAAUUAUACUACCUUUAGAAGCAUCUGGCACAUUGGUUCCGAGAAGUGAUGAAGAGCUACUUCAAGCUUUGGAUUCCUUCAUUGUGGUGGAAAGAGAAGGCCAGAUCAUUGCAUGUGCUGCUCUUUUUCCUUUCCAAGAGGAUAGAUGUGCAGAGCUUGCUGCUAUUGCAGUUUCUCCUGAUUGUCGCGGUCAAGGGCAGGGAGAUAAGUUACUCGAUUACAUUGAGAAGAAGGCAUCUUCUCUUGGAUUGGCGAAGCUUUUCUUGCUUACAACCCGCACUGCAGAUUGGUUUGUGAGACGCGGUUUUUCAGAAUGUUCAAUUGAAUCGAUACCAGAGAAGCGUCAGAGGAAAAUUAAUCUGUCUCGUAAAUCCAAGUAUUAUUCGAAGCAGUUGUUACCUGAUACCAGCGGAAUUACUGUUAAUAGGGCGUUCACUUGAGGUUAAAAAUGAUGCUGGCAACUUCCCCUCAGGGGGUUAGCAGCUGAAUUAUUGAAGUGUUUUUGAGUUGCGAGUUUUGUAUCUUGACUAGAAGUCCGGAAUAAUUUAAUAGGGCGUUCACUUGAGGUUAAAAAUGAUGCUGGCAACUUCCCCUCAGGGGGUUAGCAGCUGAAUUAUUGAAGUGUUUUUGAGUUGCGAGUUUUGUAUCUUGACUAGAAGUCCGGAAUAAUUUAAUAGGGCGUUCACUUGAGGUUAAAAAUGAUGCUGGCAACUUCCCCUCAGGGGGUUAGCAGCUGAAUUAUUGAAGUGUUUUUGAGUUGCGAGUUUUGUAUCUUGACUAGAAGUCCGGAAUAAUUUAAUAGGGCGUUCACUUGAGGUUAAAAAUGAUGCUGGCAACUUCCCCUCAGGGGGUUAGCAGCUGAAUUAUUGAAGUGUUUUUGAGUUGCGAGUUUUGUAUCUUGACUAGAAGUCCGGAAUAAUUUAAUAGGGCGUUCACUUGAGGUUAAAAAUGAUGUUGGCAACUUCCCCUCAGGGGGUUAGCAGCUGAAUUAUGGAAGUGUUUUUGAGUUGCUAGUUUUGUAUCUUGACUAGAAGUCUGGAAUAAUGCAAAAUA
Prunus avium (sweet cherry) is the source of this 2090-nucleotide messenger RNA. The record is from RefSeq and is a predicted model, not a curated record. Lineage: Eukaryota; Viridiplantae; Streptophyta; Magnoliopsida; Rosales; Rosaceae.